Prunus persica (peach) is the source of this 2425-nucleotide messenger RNA. RefSeq names its product ruBisCO large subunit-binding protein subunit beta, chloroplastic. Gene Ontology annotation, cellular component: chloroplast stroma; cytosolic ribosome. The record is from RefSeq and is a predicted model, not a curated record. The transcript has 15 exons. The coding region runs from base 298 to 2115 and encodes 605 amino acids. Gene Ontology annotation, molecular function: ATP-dependent protein folding chaperone; ATP binding. NCBI's taxonomy places the organism in Eukaryota, Viridiplantae, Streptophyta, Magnoliopsida, Rosales, Rosaceae. Gene Ontology annotation, biological process: protein refolding.
GGUCCAGAUUUAGUCUGAGUCUGGAAGCUUCAAGAGCUCAAGGGCGGGCAGUGGAGUGGGUGUCAACUUUAUUCUUAUGUAUCCCUAGAGGUAAACCUAACUCCAUCCAUCCAUCAGUCGCCAACAUACUAUAACCGUAUAAAAUUGCAUUUCACACCCUCAUUCUCUCGUCUCUCUCUCUCUCCUUCGGCGUUUCUUAUCCAAAAACCCCACUAAACCCAAACCAGAGCUGCUGCUUCUUCUUAACCUAAAUCUACCCACUCUUCAUCCACUCUACUGUUUGGUUGUAAGGGGUAGAUGGCAUCCACUUUUGCAGCCAUGACUUCAGUUGGCUCCUUGGCUGCUCCUAGUAGCCGUGUGAUUGAUAGGAAAUUCGACAACUUGUCAUCUCGUGCUUCCAUUUCUCCAUUCUCAUUCUCUAGGAGGCACAAUGUAGUUCUAAGGAGGACACGAUCUCCUAGGAUCUGUGCCAUGGCCAAGGAGUUGCAUUUCAACAAGGACGGUUCAGCCAUUAAGAAACUACAAACUGGUGUCAACAAGCUUGCCGACCUUGUUGGGGUUACACUUGGUCCAAAGGGUAGGAAUGUCGUUCUAGAGAGCAAGUAUGGCUCCCCCAAAAUUGUUAAUGAUGGUGUGACUGUCGCAAAAGAGGUUGAGUUGGAGGACCCUGUUGAGAACAUUGGAGCUAAGCUAGUGAGACAGGCGGCAGCCAAGACUAAUGACCUAGCUGGUGACGGGACAACAACAUCUGUUGUUCUUGCACAAGGUCUUAUUGCUGAAGGUGUCAAGGUGGUUGCAGCUGGGGCUAACCCUGUUUUAAUCACACGUGGCAUUGAGAAGACCACCAAAGCUCUGGUACACGAGCUUAAGUCAAUGUCCAAAGAGGUUGAAGACAGUGAGCUGGCAGAUGUGGCAGCAGUUAGUGCAGGAAACAACUAUGAAGUAGGAAACAUGAUUGCUGAAGCUUUGAGCAAGGUGGGUAGGAAGGGUGUGGUGACCCUUGAAGAGGGAAAAAGUGCUGAGAACAGCCUCUAUGUUGUAGAAGGAAUGCAAUUCGAUCGUGGUUAUAUCUCACCUUAUUUCGUCACUGAUAGUGAGAAAAUGGCCGUUGAAUAUGAGAACUGCAAGUUGCUUCUUGUUGAUAAAAAAAUAACAAAUGCAAGGGACCUCAUUAACAUUUUGGAGGAAGCUAUAAGAGGAGGAUACCCAGUUAUAAUCAUUGCAGAAGACAUUGAACAAGAAGCUCUUGCAACUCUUGUUGUAAACAAGCUUAGGGGAGCUCUAAAGAUUGCUGCCCUUAAAGCUCCCGGGUUCGGUGAGCGCAAGAGCCAGUACCUUGACGAUAUUGCUAUUCUGACUGGAGGAACCGUCAUCAGAGAGGAGGUAGGGCUCACAUUAGACAAUGUUGGAAAGGAGGUCCUUGGCCAUGCUUCAAAAGUGGUGCUUACAAAGGAUACCUCCACGAUUGUUGGUGAUGGAAGUACCCAGGAAGCAGUUAACAAGCGAGUUGCCCAAAUUAAGAACCUUAUUGAGGCGGCAGAGCAGGACUAUGAAAGAGAAAAACUUAAUGAAAGGAUUGCAAAACUAUCUGGUGGUGUUGCUGUAAUUCAGGUUGGAGCACAAACUGAGACAGAGCUGAAAGAAAAGAAACUGAGAGUCGAAGAUGCUCUGAAUGCAACAAAGGCAGCUGUUGAGGAAGGUAUUGUUGUUGGAGGUGGAUGCACCCUUCUGAGGUUGGCAUCAAAGGUUGAUGCAAUCAAGGAUACUCUUGAUAAUGAUGAAGAGAAGGUUGGAGCAGAUAUAGUUAAAAGAGCUCUUAGUUACCCCCUGAAGUUAAUUGCCAAGAAUGCUGGUGUAAAUGGAAGUGUUGUCAGUGAGAAGGUGCUUUCCAGUGACAAUCCUAAGUAUGGAUACAAUGCUGCUACUGGAAACUAUGAAGAUUUAAUGGCUGUUGGAAUUAUUGAUCCAACCAAGGUGGUGAGAUGUUGCCUAGAACACGCAUCAUCUGUUGCAAAAACUUUCUUAAUGUCAGACUGUGUAGUUGUUGAGAUUAAAGAGCCAGAAGCAGCAGUGCCUGCUGGUAACCCCAUGGACAAUUCAGGCUAUGGGUACUAGAGUUGAUCGAGAAUAACUAGGAUGUGGUGAAGAGGAGCGAACAGGGUCAACCUGGAUGAGUGGCAACAAGUUAUAAGAAUGAAGAUAGUAGUUGGAGCCAUUUUUUUAUACAUAAAAGAUUCCGGUGAGAUUAGCUUACCGGGAGUGCGGCAGAUGUUGAAUUGCAGUAGUAGUUCAGUUAAGUGUACGAUUCCAAUAACUGCAAAUAUAAUUUAAAUGGAAGAGAUUUUCGUGCUCUGUGUGUGUGUGAAUUCUUUUAGACUUUGGUUUUGUUUGGUUUAUUUAUGAAACUUGAAACCCGGUGUUUGAA